Molecule: messenger RNA, 647 nt
Organism: Saccostrea cuccullata (small rock oyster)
Lineage: Eukaryota; Metazoa; Mollusca; Bivalvia; Ostreida; Ostreidae
Exons: 2
Coding region: 116-508 (130 amino acids)
Source: RefSeq, a predicted model, not a curated record
UACAUGUAGCUCCUACAUUCUGACCUACAAAUCCUUAUCAAUUCCUCUAGGGAAAGAUCAAAUUAUUAAGUAUUGUAAUAUAAACUUAUUAAGGAAAACUUAAAAAUAUAGUAUAAUGACCAUCCAGAAAUAUGCCUUUAUAGCGAUAUGUUUGUUUUUUGUGUGGUUAGGAUUAACAGAGUCAAAUGGCGAAGAAUCUUCCUCAGAUGACAUUCGAUUUCUAAGACAGGAACGAUCGUUACUACGACAGGAAGUCGAGCAGCUCCGACAGGAAGUAAGACUGAACCCUAAAACUGGAAGUCCGCAGAGCGACAGCGCUUCCAGGAGAGAUGAAACUGAUCUAAAUAGAUUAUUACUUACUCAAGAAAGAAAUCGACGAUUAUUGCUAAACUCGCAAAAGGUCACCACAGAAAUAGCUUUCUAUGCCAACAAACCCAUAGAUUAUCAGAAUAUCUCGGUCCAUCAAACUCUGGCCUUCGGGAACGUCAUCUCAAACGUUGGUAACUGAUACCAUGGUACAUCCGGGAUCUUUACUCCCAGCGUAUCGGGCGUGUACGUUUUCCACGUACAACUGAUCAUGUGUACCGCUGGUCACGAGGACCGGACGGAACUGUUCGUGGAGGGGGGUCAGUAAAGGGGGACACUAU